Messenger RNA from Argentina anserina (silverweed cinquefoil), 2022 nucleotides. RefSeq lists its product as uncharacterized. The coding region runs from base 34 to 1785 and encodes 583 amino acids. The transcript is spliced from 2 exons. The record is from RefSeq and is a predicted model, not a curated record. Gene Ontology annotation, molecular function: protein binding. NCBI's taxonomy places the organism in Eukaryota, Viridiplantae, Streptophyta, Magnoliopsida, Rosales, Rosaceae. Gene Ontology annotation, cellular component: cytoplasm.
AGAUCCAAAUUGAUUAAACCCAAACCGAAAAAAAUGGCAAAGUCGUCGUCGUCCUCCUCCUCGACGGCGUCGCUUCCUUCCUUAAAGCCCGACGACUACUCCCACAGCCGCGUCCACUACGCCGUCGUCUUAUCAGACCACACCACCCUGUCCCGACUCGUCUCCACCCUCCCCCGCCUCGCCGACCCCACUCAGAUCCACACCGAGUCCGACUCGCUCUCCCAGGAAAGACUCGCCGACAAGAUCUCCGCCGUCCUCGACCGCCGCGACGUCCCCCACCGCGAGACCCCUCUCCACCUCGCCGUCCGCCUCAACGACGCCGCCGCCGCCAAGAUCCUCGCCUCAGCCGGCGCCGACGCCUCCCUCCAGAACGCCGCCGGCUGGAACCCCCUCCAGGAGGCCCUCUGCCGGAGGAGCUCCGAGAUCGCGCUCGUGCUCCUAAAGCUCCACCACCGCUCCGCCUGGGCCAAGUGGCGCCGCCGCCUGCCACGUGUCAUAGCCGUGCUGCGGAGAAUGCGGGAUUUCUACAUGGAGAUCUCGUUCCACUUCGAGAGCUCCGUGAUUCCCUUCGUCGGGAAAAUCGCUCCCUCCGACACGUAUAAGAUCUGGAAGCGCGACGGUAACCUACGCGCCGACACUUCCUUAGCCGGCUUCGACGGCUUGAAAAUCCAGCGCGCCGACCAGAGCUUCCUCUUCCUCGGCGACGGCGACCAGGCUCACGACGUUCCGGAGGGAUCUUUACUCGUCCUCAACCGCGACGACCGGAAAAUCUUCGACGCGUUCGAGAACGCCGGGUCGCCGAUGACGGAGUCCGACAUCGCCGGAUUCUGCUCCCAGACGAGCGUCUACCGCCCCGGCAUGGACGUCACCAGAGCCGAGCUCGUCGGCAGGACCAAUUGGCGGCGGCAGGAAAAAUCCGAAAACGUCGGAGAGUGGAAGGCCAGAGUCUUCGAAAUGCACAAUGUAGUCUUCAGCUUCCGGUCCCGGAAAGUCGUCAACGCCGAUAAUGCUGACGUGGCGGCGGCGGGGAGCGAGCAGGUCCUCCCUCUCGAGCUGGACGAAGACGACGACGGUUUCUUAGUGGCGGAGAAUCCGAGCCUUUUCGGAGUCCCCGACGGCCGGAGACACAGUAGCUUUGUCCGCGAAGACCGAGAAUUCGUCUCGUUGGGGAGAAAAAGCGUCGACCUGACGUUUCAGCCGCCGCGGAGGUCCAUGGCCGUUACCGUUACGGCGGCGCCGGUGCAGACUAAAGAGAAAGAGUUUGUAAAGAGCUUGAGACCUUCUGUUUGGCUAACGGACCAUUUUCCGUUAAAGACGGAGGAGCUUCUGCCGUUACUGGAUAUUCUGGCGAGUAAAGUCAAGGCGGUUAGGAGAAUGAGGGAGCUGCUCACCACCAAGUUCCCGCCAGGGACAUUUCCGGUGAAGCUGGCGAUACCGGUGGUGCCCACAGUGAGAGUGGUGAUAACAUUCACCAAGUUUGUGGAGCUACAACCGACGGAGCAGUUCUUCACUCCAAUGUCGAGCCCUAGGCAGUUGGUACGGGAGCAACAGCAAGAGGAGGAGCACAAGGCCAAGUCCUCGCAGAAGACUUCUGCGACAUCGUGGCUGAGGCGGAAUAGUAGUCAGUCCGCGUCGGCCACGAGCAAGCAGCAACACCAGCAUUUUAGUGCCACGGGGUGGCAGGAGCCGGAGCCUUUUGCCAUUCCUACCGGUUAUGCGUGGACUAGUAUUGACGAUAAAUCAAGGAAGAUGAGGAAAUCGAAAUCGAUUAGGAGAUCUAAGUGACAGUAGUGUUGAUCCAAGGAGAAUUGGUAGAUAGAUUAAUGAGUUGGGUGUGUUAUGGCUGAAGUUGCAUAUAUAGAUGAUUGUAGAUAUGCCAUCAAUGCAAUUUCAGUGAUGUUCCUUUUACCUUGGGAGUUAAAGUUAUAUGGUCAGUCGAUAGAGUUGCGGCAACUUCUUACCUCCAAUGAUGUCCUGCUUCCUUUCACAACUAUUUCAGCAUGACUUGCACUAGUUUGCUUA